Messenger RNA from Anguilla anguilla (European eel), 2646 nucleotides. RefSeq names its product egl-9 family hypoxia-inducible factor 3 (gene egln3). Gene Ontology annotation, cellular component: nucleus; cytoplasm. The coding region runs from base 34 to 1005 and encodes 323 amino acids. The transcript is spliced from 5 exons. The record is from RefSeq and is a predicted model, not a curated record. Gene Ontology annotation, biological process: cellular response to hypoxia; peptidyl-proline hydroxylation to 4-hydroxy-L-proline. NCBI's taxonomy places the organism in Eukaryota, Metazoa, Chordata, Actinopteri, Anguilliformes, Anguillidae. Gene Ontology annotation, molecular function: peptidyl-proline 4-dioxygenase activity; L-ascorbic acid binding; ferrous iron binding.
ACGUAGUGCUUGAAAGGUUGUCGCCAACACAGCAUGGUAUCCAGUGUUAUAUAUCAGUGGCAAAUGGCAUCCUCCCUGGGAACAGACUCUUAUGAAAACACCGAAAGAGCGUCUCUUGUGAAAACAGUUUUUAAAAAAAGCUCCUCAAAAACGAACAUGAAAGGUAGAGAGGAAACAGGGGAAAUACAUCUUCGGUGUUCGGAGUUUUGUGAGAACAGUCAAAGUACUGGUAUCGAAGCCAUUGAUAGUGGGGUCUUGCCGUGCGCACUACGAAAACCUCGUAGUAAUAGGCCAAAAUCAAAAGAACACAAACGACUCAACUCUCACAAAUUGGUCUUGCAGUACGUCGUGCCCUGCAUGAACUCCUAUGGUCUAUGCAUAGUGGACAAUUUUCUCGGGAACAAAAUUGGAGACCGAAUUCUUCAAGAAGUCAUAAACAUUCAGCAGAGUGGGAAACUGCAAGAUGGGGAGCUUGCAUGCCGAAAGUUGGGAAAAAGCAAGUCUAUUCGAGGGGAUAAAAUUGCAUGGGUGGGGGGAAUUGAGCCAGGUUGUGAAAACAUAGGCUUUUUACUGACAAGAAUGGACAAAAUCAUCACCUACGCCGACGGUAAACUUGGGAAAUACAAAAUCAGAGGCAGGCAUAAGGCGAUGGUUGCCUGCUAUCCUGGCAAUGGGACUGGAUACGUGAAACACGUGGACAACCCCAACGGAGACGGCCGCUGUGUGACAUGCAUUUACUACCUGAAUAAAAACUGGGAUGCCAAGGAACAUGGGGGAAUUCUGCGGAUCUUUCCUGAGGGGAAGUCCUACGUCGCUGAUAUCGAGCCCAUCUUUGACCGCCUCCUUUUGUUCUGGUCAGACAGGAGGAACCCUCAUGAAGUCCAGCCCUCUUAUUCUACAAGGUACGCCAUCACAGUGUGGUAUUUCGAUGCAGAAGAAAGAGCUGAAGCAAAGAGGAGGUUCAGAGACUUAACAGCGUCUUCACAGGAGAGAAGCGCAGUCUGACCCUGAAGCAGCUGUGCCGUGCGGCAGUCUGGAAGCCCUGAAGCUCUUCUUCGAGGCCCCGUCCUUCUCCCUUCUUCUCAUUGCACUUCAGUCCGUCAUUCCGUCAGUACCUCACUAGCCUGUUCACGCUGCAUGAAUGGUACUCGCUCUGUCCCACAUGAUACUGUUAUGCAGAGUGGGGGAAUGAAAGAAAUCCUCCUAAUCUGGAAUAGUCCACUGGGGUAAUUCAUCUGCAGUGCACUGCAAGACAUUUCCUGUUUCCCGAAAAGGCCUCUGUAUUCACAAGACAGUUUUGUUAAUCCAAGCAUUACUCAAUGCCCCCUUUCCUCUUUAUUUUAGCAAGAUGUCUGUUCAUAGCAGAAUAUUUCCUGCACUUUUUUAUGCAAAAAUGUGUUUGUGAACAAAUUGGCCGUGAAUCUGGUUCGUGUUCAGUGGUAAGAUUAUUUUCAUCAGUGUUUGUAACACAGCAGUAGAGAGAUUUGGAUUACCCAGAAACAUCCCUCAUGAAAAAAAUAUAUCUCCGUAUCUGUAAUAUUUUUACAGUAAUGUUGUGUAAUUACUUUUGUUUAAGAACCUAUCACAUUUUAUUUUAUGAUAUGUGUGCUAAUAUACUGUAAGUAUAUUGAAAGGAGGAAAUAUAUUGCGAAAUGUAUAUUUUUGGUGUGGCCUGUCUAACAGAGCUAAUGGUGGUAAAACUACCAAGGCAAGGCUUAUAUGGAACAUGGCAUUGUUAUUGGUUUGAUCCAAUUAAACGUACACGCAUUAACAAAAACACAGACCACAUUACUGGACAACAUCGUGUUUUGUCAAGGCAAAAAAAAAGCACAAAAAUAUUUGUAAAUGAAUUGAAGAUCACUUUGGGAUAUGGAAUGUAACUUACCCCUGUCAUUGAUUUAAUGUAAAAUUGUUAAUACUGUGUUAAUGUAUGUGUGUUGUUAUUAUGUCUGUGUAUUAAGUGUGGACUUCACUUCACAAAAAAAAGUGGAUGAUGGAUGGAUUAAUUUUCCCUCAAACAGGAACUCUUUUUCAUUAAAAAGGAUAUGUGGGGCUGGAGUUACAGUAACAAUACUAUGGGAGUGUGCACAGGCUAGAGUGGCAGCCACAUGGGAAUAUAAGUGUCAUACCUUCAUUGUGAUUGACAGGUGUUUCCUCCUGUGCCAGAGAAUCCCAUCACCUGAUCCCAUCAUGUGGCUGCCUCUUCUGCCCAAUCUCACCAAAUGCAAGCUGUCAGUGUUGUCCAUGUUUGUUCCGCCUCCUUCACAAUUUCCGCAUUUUUGAUGGGAAAUAUUGAGAAUUUCAGCCAUUGAUUCCCCUCUUCCCGCACUUCUGGCCGAUCUGUACUUUGAAGAAAACAGUAGCCAGCCAUUAAAUGGCAACUUUAAUGUCCCCUCUCUGCUUCUGUGCAUGUUGUGAGGAGUUAGGUGUUGAAUCAUGUAAUGGAGAUCUCACUUUAUGAUGUGUGUGCGCGUGUCUCUUUUUAAAUGAAAACUGUGGAUCCCUGCUGUUAAUGUAAGGCUUAUAGCCAGCUUGCGUGCUGGUCAGCAAUGCUGGUGAUGCAUGGAGAAUGUUGUUGUGUGACUGUUUUCUUAAUACGUGUUUCUUAUGGGUGUUUGGGAAAUAAAUGCCUUUUGCACCUCUGCA